AUGCCCAUCAACUUUAUGUCAGGCUUCCUGCUAAAACAAAUACUAUGUGCACUUGCAGGAUGGACCACACUGCACAAUGCGCCUGAACUUGUGGUCAUACAAUGUGGAUUGGCAGUUCCAACACCAUAUCCUUGUCCUACCACACGGGCUAAGGAACCCGUUGGACUGUACCCUGGUUUCGAGAUCAUGCAUAAAACUAUCAAGGAACAGGAAUGGUAA
This is a messenger RNA of Paracoccidioides brasiliensis Pb18, 219 nucleotides long. RefSeq lists its product as uncharacterized. Bases 1 to 219 code for a protein of 72 amino acids. The record is from RefSeq and is a predicted model, not a curated record. The transcript has a single exon.